Messenger RNA from Pecten maximus, 8684 nucleotides. RefSeq lists its product as uncharacterized. The record is from RefSeq and is a predicted model, not a curated record. Lineage: Eukaryota; Metazoa; Mollusca; Bivalvia; Pectinida; Pectinidae. Gene Ontology annotation, cellular component: nucleoplasm.
AAACAUAUACCGGUUUGGAUAACCAUGCAGAAGCGAAUGGAUUAUUUUUACCAGAUUUCACUGAGCGUGGUCCUACUGAUAGGGGCGUUGUCAUGCGUGGUCUCUGCUGCAGAUCAUGGUCAAGGUUAUGGUCGCCAUCUCGGAUCUCAAAGUCGGAGAGGCGGACAGAAUGAAGUCUGCAACACUCAAUGCGAAAUCAAUGGUAUGACGUUCGAUGGGAACAGCGACUUCAGUUUGAGGAACGGAUGUAUCGAGUACUCCAAGUGUCGGUGUUUCUGUGACGGGAAUUGGCGUUGCUAUGACGGCAUCGAUCUUUGCAACCCUGAAAACAAUGCACCCGACCCUAACGCUUGUAAUGAGUGUGAAGUGAAAGGAAUCUACUACCCGAGCAACAGACCUUUCGACUAUAGACGGGGCUGUGAGGAAUUAACAGGAUGUUAUUGCUACUGCAACAGUUCCUGGACGUGCCAAACUGCCAGGAACAAUUGUCCUGAUCGUCAGACUGGCUCACGUGAAACAAACUACCGAACGGGUUCAAGGACAGGAUAUUCAGGUUCAUCUACAUCUGGAGGAAGUACGGGUCAAUCUUCGUCUUCGUCCGCUAGAAAUGAGGAUUCAUCGAAUUCUGGUAGAAAUUCCGGAGCAUACUCUUCGUCAUCAUCGGAUAGAAAUACUGGCACCUCUUCAUCAUCAUCAUCAUCAUCAUAUUCCCACUCGUCUUCCUCGUCUAGACAUCGAACGACGUCGUCGUCAUCUACAUCAGGCGGGUCAAGUGGUGCUGGGAUACACACUGGGUCACGUGAUGGGGAUUGUAAUACAAACUGUUUAGUGAACGGGGAGGAAAUUCCGGCUAACUCGUACUUUAAGUACACAAACAGUUGUAUCGAAUACCAAUCAUGCUACUGUAGCUGCACUGGAUUCUGGCAAUGCUCGGCCGAGACUGGGAUCAACACUUGCUCAGAUCCAGAAUCGGGUUCUGAGCGUGGACUUGGCGUGUUCACCGGUCGUCGGGAUCAGCAGGGAUGUUUUUCAUGUGACGUCCACGGUACAUUCUACUCGCCCGAUACUUCAUUUACCUACCGGAACGGUUGUGUGGAAUGGCAGGAAUGUCGCUGUGAGUGUGAUGGAGGUUGGCAGUGCCAGCCCAAUCGUGCUAGAUGGAUCUGUGAAAAUGUCUGCAGACAGUGUGAAGUUGACGGUCAGACGUAUGACGGAAAUACUGAAUUCCUGUAUCAGAAGGACUGUGUUGAAUACAGUAACUGUGCAUGUAAUUGCGAUGGUUCAUGGAACUGUCCAUCCGAGAACGGUCGUUGGGUAUGCACCGAUCGCUGCUUGCAGUGUGACGUGAACGGACAAAUCUACGAAGGCGGUACAAAUUUUAAAUUCCGGGAAGACUGCUGGGAAUGGGAUCCCUGUAUCUGCAGCUGCAAUGGUUCUUACCGUUGUCCUAAGGAGAACGCCAAGUGGGCAUGUACCGACCGCUGCCUGACGUGUGACGCCAGAGGGAGCACUUAUCAGGGUAAUACUCAGUUUCAGUUGCAGGACGGUUGUUACCAAUUCAACUGUGACUGCAACUGCGACGGAUCAUGGAAUUGUCCAGCCAACAGAACGAUAGACACGUGCAACCAGAACGUCACAACUGGUUGUUUCUAUUGUAGCGUCCACAAUAUGCGAUAUGAAGGGAACUCUUUCUUCUCCCACAUGGAUGGCUGUAUUCGCUAUGAGGACUGCACGUGUCGAUGUGACGGGUCGUGGGACUGUCCAGGUGAGAACGCAGUCGAUACCUGCAGACAAAACGCGACGUCUGGCUGUUACUCCUGUGACGUGUACGGUACUCGGGUAGAGGGGUAUUCGAGAUUUCAGCUGGAGGAAGACUGCUGGCGUUACGAGUGCGAGUGUGAUUGUGGAGGUGGAUGGCAGUGUUCUAACACACAAAUCACGUACAUGUGUGGAUCUCAACAGCAGGUGUCCUCCGGCUGUCGGGACUGCCUAGUGAGCGGAAACAGGCACGCCUCGCGCAGUGUUUUUAAUUUACACUGGGGAUGUAUCAACUACAGUUGUCGAUGUGGUUGUGACGGACGCUGGGAGUGUCCGGCAGAAUCUGCAACAGUAUCGUGUGCCGGCGACUACUUCGAACAGUUCCAGAUUCAGUCUGUGAAUAGUAUCCCGGCAUCCUGGUGUAAGGAGUGCAUCAUCAACGGACACACUUAUCCCGGUAACUCUCAGUUCGACUAUCGAGAAAGGUGUAUCAAUCACCACGUUAGAUGUUACUGUAAUGGAGGCUACCGAACCUCUACUACAAUAGACGAUGAGUGCACCACGCAGUCCCGUGAUACUUCCGUUACUGCCAGAACCAGGAACCAAUGUCGGCAGUGUAUCAUGAACGGAGAGGUGUUCUCUCCUCGAUCCGAGUUUAACAUUGACGUUGGCUGCACUACGUAUCGCUGUAGAUGCAGAUGUAGUGGUCUUCCUGAAUGUACCCCUGGGGGAAACCUUGCCUGUGGGACAGCAAUCAUUGCCAAAGGGUCCCUUGGCAGUAGACCGGGGACUACCGUAGUAAGGGCAGGUGGAAGUCGCACAAGCAGUAGCGGCGGGAGUUCAACCAGCAGCAGUUCUUCAACGAGAUUAACAGGUGUUCAAGGUACGAUUGUUAAUUCGGAUAGGACAGUGAACAGAGGUGGAAGUGUUAGAGUGACAAGCGGAAGUACGACAAAUACAGGCAGACCAAGGGUAGUGACCACUGGGGGAGGAAGUGUGAGAGUGACCACUGGUUCUACGUCAAACAGCGGCGGAGGAAGUGUGAGAUUGACCAGUGGAAGUACGACAAAUACAGGUGGACGAAGGGUAGUGACCACUGGUUCUACGUCAAACAGCGGUGGAGGAAGUGUGAGAGUGACCAGCGGUACAACAACAAAUAGAGGUGGCACUGUUAGCGUGACUACGGGAACUACUGGUGGACAGGGGUCGGUCGUCACUAGGGAUAGAACGACAACUAGGGGUGGGAACGCAUACGGGGUUUUUGUGACCCCCGGCCGAAAUACUAACAGAGGUACAGUGUCCAGUAGCAGAAGGACGAUUACUACGUCAACGGUGGUGAGAGGCGGUACCGGCGGUUCAGCAGUGGUAACGGAAAAUUCAGGCGAAUGUAACGUAUGCAUUGUCGGCAGUGUGCAGUAUGCUACUAACGCACAGUUUGAAUACAACCGAGGAUGCAUUCAAUACCAAUGUACAUGUGCAUGCAGCGGAGAAGCCACAUGUAAACCAUCUGGCUUUAACGAUUGCCAAGCUCAGAACACAGGUGUGGGGUGUAGAAGAUGUGCCGUGGAGGGGAUACGCUACAAGCCGUUAAGCCAAUUUACUUUCAGAAAAGAAUGUAAAACGUUGUCGUGUUUGUGUGAAUGCAGUGGUCGAGCAGUUUGCAUUCAAACUCCUAUUCCUAAUUGUAACCCGGAGAGACCCAUAGACAAUGGUUGUAGACAAUGCCGAGUAGAUGGUCAGUUGUACCCACCGAAUUCCAUAUUUAACACACAAAGGGAUUGCUUAAGGUACACGUGUCAGUGUGGCUGUAAUGGCCUCCACAGGUGUACAACUCCUGUAAAUACCUGUGGGACCUCGGUAGGACAGCCUACACAGGUCUGUCGGGAGUGUGUAGUAGCUGGACAAACAUACACAACAAAUCAGCCGCUCGUGCUUCAGCGCGGGUGUUGGCGACAACAGUGCACGUGUAGCUGUAAUGGCCAACCAGAUUGUGACAGUCAGAGCGCUGAGUACACGUGUGACGACCAGGACGAAGGAGACAACACUGGUUGUUUCCCAUGUAGACUCAAUGGAAUAGACUACCCGCCGAAUAGCAAGUUCGUCAACAGGGAAGGCUGCAUGGCUUUUAAGUGUCAUUGUUUUUGUAACGGUAAUCAUCUCUGCGUAGGUACAGGAACAGAUGAGUGUUCAGGCACUAAUAGCGGAACUUUGGUAAACGUAGGUCAGGGAGGUACUAGUGUUGUCGGUAGUACGACUGUGCAUGUCGGCACAAGACCUUCAGGAACCAUACCAAAUGGGGGAGGGUCAACCUCAACACGUACUGUCAUCACAUCGAAUCGCGAUAGAAGACCAACUCGUGUUGAAACAACUAGAACGACAACUGAAUGGCGAGAGGAAAGAUUGCGUAGGGAAGAAAUAGCACGACAGGAAGAAGCUGAGCGUCAGGCUUUCCUACUUGAGAGAGAGACAUUGAGACGAGCAGAAGAAGAAGCUGUACGUCGUAGUCGAGAAGAGGCUGCACGCCAGGAAAGGGAAGAAAACGCACGCAGACAAAGAGAAGAAGACAGCCCGUCGCGAAAGGGAGGAAUUGGCUCGACAAACCGUGAGGAAGCUGAACGAGUCCGAUUCCAGGAAGAGGCUGAAAGACGUCGAGUGGAGGAGGAGGCGGCUGAAAGACGUCGAGUCCAAGAAGAUGCUGAUCGACGCCGAAUACUAGAGGAGACUGAAAGAGAACGAAUCCAAGAAGAGGCUGAGAGGCGUCGGGUACAAGAGGAAGCUGAGCGGCGUCGGGCUCUUGAAGAGACUGAAAGAGAACGAGUCCAGGAAGAGGCUGAGAGGCGUCGGGUGCAAGAGGAAGCUGAGCGGCGUCGGGCUCUGGAAGAGGCUGAACGAGUAUUAGCCCAAGAGGAAGCUGAGCGACGUCGACUACAUGAAGAGGAAGAGGCUGAACGCCUGAAUCGUGCUGAAAUUGAGCGAAGAGAAAGGGAAGAAGCUGCUCGUCGAGAAAGAGAAGAAGCUUUUCAUCGAACGAGGGAAGAAGAAAUUCGCCGAGAGAGGGAAGAGGUAAUUCGCCGAGCGAGGGAAAAAGCUGAAAACCAACAACGCCUAGAAGGAGAGGAAGCAGCCCGUGAACGAGAACGGGAGCGUGAACGAGAAAGGGAGCGUGAACGAGAACAGGAGCGUGAACGAGAACGGGAGCGUGAACGAGAACGUGAACGAGAACGGGAGCGUGAAAGAGUGGUCGCUGAAACUGAUGAGACUAACUGCAAAGUUUGCAUCGUUGAUGGAAAAAGAUACAGCGUAAAUGAUAUAUUUUAUGCAGACAGGCGUUGUAAACGUUAUAGAUGUACAUGCUACUGUACCGGACGCUAUGCAUGUAUGACAGGAAGCCCCAUCAAUAUAUGUGAUGAUGAUGGAAAUAUAAUUGAAUCUGCCAAAACCUCGACUACGGUAGAAACGACUCGUACAGACAAUAGUAGGAGGCAAACAAGUGGAACGGGAAGUACAUCAAGUCAAACAGAUAACUCAUCUGGGAGAAGGACCGGAACAGGAACUAGUACGUCACGCCAAACAACUAGAACACAAGGCACACAAACGGUCACAACUUACUACGAGACAUUUGAAUCUCGCCAAGGCAGUUCAGUCACGAGACGGAAUGGCGAAGAUGUCCGUGCUGGUCGUUGCGGUCCUUGUGUUAUUAAUGGUCGGAGCUAUCCUGGUAGACGAGAGUUCCAGCUGGACGACGAGUGUAAGGGUUUUCAGUGUAACUGUAAGUGUGAUGGGUCAUGGCUCUGCCCAAGACAAAAACCCUUGCGUCUUUGUGGUUCAUCCACAUCCACCUCGGCAGGGUCUUCCGAGACAGUGUCACGUACUACCUACUAUGAAUAUGAAGUGCGACAGGGUCGCUCGGAAGUUAUGUUGAACAGAGAGGAGAUAGAAGCGGGAGGUUGUGGAAUCUGUGUCAUUAGCAACCAGCCGUACAGGGGAGGAAUGGAGUUUCGCUACUUGGAUGGCUGCAAGGGGUUCCGAUGUAUGUGUUCUUGUGAUGGGUCCUGGAAUUGCCCCCGACAAAUACCAACGUGGGGAUGUCAAGGCGGAUCUAUUGGUGGUUCACAAGAAACAAGUGGUAGUCGGACAACAGGCACUGAGACAUCGGGAUCGGAGACUUCAGAGGAAACAAGGACAACUGGAUCUCGAACAGUUAGUACGCAGACAUCGGGUUCAAGGAUAGGUGAUACCCCAAUUACAUCAUCAAGCAGUUCUGGGUCCUUUGAAAGAACAGUUUCAAGAAGUGGCAAUUCAUCUGGUGGAAGAACUUCUGGAAGCAGGUCCGGGUCAACAUCAGUUGAUUCAGUUUCAUCGUCGUCAUCUUCCUCCUCGUCGUCAUCUUCCUCCUCAUCGUCGUCAUUGUCAUCUAAUUCUCAGUUGUUUUACUAUGAAUAUGAGCAACGCCAGGGUACUAGCGAGGUACGAUGGGACACUGAGCGCCAGGGAUGUGGCGUGUGUGACGUGGCAGGAACUAGGUAUGAUGGUGGAUCGAACUUCCGGUACAAUGACGAAUGUAAGGGAUUCAAUUGUUCAUGCAACUGUGACGGGUCAUGGUUGUGCCCCAGUCAGAAACCAAGGAUCUUGUGCCCAGAUCAGUGCAAGUCAUGUGAAGUGAGGGACCGGAUACACGCUUUCAACUCAAGAUUUGUUGUGAAGUAUGACGAGUGUAGAAGUUACAUGUGCACGUGCCACUGUAACGGUCGAUUCACCUGCCUGCCUGAUGACGUCAUCAACACAUGUGAGGGAGCUAUACAGGACCAAGACGAAGAGGAGGAUGAACAAGAUGAAACUUGCAGAACCUGUAUCGUCAACGAUGAAGUAAGACAGCCUGACUCAAGGUUCCAGUACCAAGUUGGCUGCUCGCAUUUUGUGUGUACAUGCGACUGUAGUGGACAUCACGAAUGUUCGGAAGAGAAUGUUUGUUCGGGUGAGGAAAGACCGGACGGUUGUCUCGAUUGUGUGAUAAAUGGUACUCACUUUCCGCCUAGCUCGCCUUUUCAAUACACCAAGGACUGUUAUAGAUUUAAUUGUGACUGCGCGUGUGAUGGUUCAUACGACUGCCCCAGCCGUGACACGGAAUAUGUGUGUGACGGCGGCUGCCAGAACUGUAUCGUAAACAAUCGACCAUUUCGUGGUGGCUCCAAGUUUCAGUAUGAGGAUGACUGUUUCCUGUACGAUUGUGACUGUAACUGUGAUGGAUCAUAUAACUGUCCAGCAGAAAGAACAGUUAACACGUGUACUGAAGAACCCAAGCACUGUAAGAAAUGCCACGUGAACGAAGAGCUUAUGAUCCCCGAUACGUUUUUCCAAUACGACGAAGGAUGCUUACGAUUUAGCUGUGACUGUCUCUGUAAUGGGUCCUACAACUGUCCCGCGAGUCGAACAGAAAACAUGUGUGGGGCAGCAGUGGGAUCCGGACCGUGCACUCAGUGUCUUGUUAAUGGGACUGCACAACAACCAAAUACGGAUUUCUACCAUACAGAUGACUGUGUACGCUACCGUUGCCACUGUGGCUGUAAUGGUGCGUGGGACUGCCAUUUCGAAUCUAAAAUUCCUAACUGUGGGGAAAAUGGUCAGAUUGCUAGGCGCAACGGGAGACAAGAAAGAAAGCGAUGCCGCGCAUGUGUAGUUGAUGGUAGACGGUAUCGUCCAAAUAGUCGAUUUCAGUACACGGAAAAAUGUGAUAGGUUUGAAUGUAAAUGCGGCUGCGAUGGGUCGUACACAUGUCCGGCUGGGCUCACGCGUAAUGUCUGCGGAGGUGAUGUGGGUUGUAAAGACUGCAAAGUACGCGGAACGAAAUAUUCCGGAAACUCGGUGUUUGUGUUACGUGAACGUUGUCUUCAGUACCGCUGUUUCUGUAGCUGCAAUGGAGAGUGGGAUUGUCCAGCAGACAGGGCCAUUGACAUAUGUACUGGACGAGGCUAGCUUCUCUACAUGCAUCCCACACAGGGUUAGCACGUGUUAAAUUGAAUUAGACAUGACUUUAGGUGCUGUACAUACGUGUGAAGCUGAGGUACACGUGCACUUUACAAGGUGACUCUUCGGUUAUGGUUUAAUGAACAAAGUCAUGUCAGAUGAGGCGUAUUUCCACUCAGAUUCGUUCCACACGUAACAUAAGUAUGAUAGAUGUAAUUGUCAUUCUCAUUUUCCUCUUCGUAGGACUUUUUGUACAAAAGCACAUGCGGACACCAUUAGAACGUGUUUAGAGGUUUUCUAGAGUUAUUUCCCUUCGUUACACAUUAGCGAUAGCCGAAUGGUCUCGGAUUGGCUCACGGCCACUUAACCGUUCACUGAAAGCGCCACCUUCAUCCACGUGCGCGUGUGCACUAAGCAGAAAGAGUACUGUUUAUGGCUGUUUAUUUUCACGUGUAAAAUGGAAGGGAGUAACUUCAUGUAUCUACAAUAAGGUCAAAUGUUAGUGUCAAAUAAUGGUCGAUAAAAAUAUGAAUAUUCAUGCAAAAACAAAGGUUUUCAAGCAAGUACCCAUAUGGGUCAAACAAGUAAAACUUAGAGAAGACUCAAUGUGCACCGACGAUGGUGUCAAAUACUAGAUUGGUUCACCUCUGUGCACACUGUCAAAGAACUUCCUUCACGUGCACGGAAAGUUAAUUAUAAUUAAGAGUAGUGGGUGUUAUCCCUUUGCAUGCGGAAAUGACUAGUUCUAAAAUAAGAUAUGUGUAUCUUGUUAGCUUUUUUAUCUGUAUUAUUCAAAUCAUUGGGAAUUCGCACAAACAGAAGGAAAUAUAUUUCUAUAUGUUUUAAGGUUAAUCAACUAAGCUAAGAAUAUUUAAGUAUUUUAUAAUUUUGAGUGAUGAAAUGUGUACAUGUAUACAACUAUGAAUAUUUUUAUAAUUAAAUUUGUCUUUAAUGACAUUUUA